UUCGACCUCGCAUGCCAUGCACACAACGAGUGCGCCAGAUCGUGUUAUGUUGGCCACAGCUGCAGUUAACGUAAAAAGUAGCUCCGGAGAAUACCUGCCUGCACGAGCCUUGUUGGAUUCUGGAUCUCAGGUGAACUUCAUGACCGAAGAUUUGGCGCAGAAAUUGCGGACUCGUCAUCAAGGAGUAACUCUAAACGUCAUCGGCAUCGGCAAUGCGAAUCAGAAAGUAAGGACGAAAUUAAAUGCGUUUGUGAAAUCGCGGGUUAAUAAUUAUGAGUUCUCGGUAGAAUUCUGGAUUAUGCGGUCCAUUUCAGCUAACAAUCCAGACCGAAACGUUAAUAUUACUGGCUGGAAAAUACCAAAAAAUAUUAAUUUGGCGGAUCCAGAAUUCCAUAAAUCGCAAAAAAUUGAUUUGUUGUUGGGUGCCGAAACAUUCUUCGAGCUUCUAGCUAUAGGCCAGAUUAGAAAAGGCCCAAACCACCCAACUCUACAGAAAACUCUUUUGGGCUGGGUUGUGUCUGGCAAAUACACCACCAACCAGUGUCGUCCUCCCCAAUUUACUAGCACAUUAUGCCAAACUGAAGAUGAAUUAUCGACAAUAGAUUCGGUGGUCCAAAGAUUCUGGGCUUUAGAAGAAUUACCUUCAGAAGCAAAUUCCAGAACACUUACACCUGAGCAAACAGAAUGUGAAACAUUUUUCGUAAGAACUACUCAAGUUCUGCCGUCAGGAAGGCUUCAAGUAAGAUUGCCAUUCAAAACUGACCGUAAGUUACUCGGUCAUUCCUAUGAAACCGCAUCUCGGCGGUUUCAGGCCCUGGAGAGAAGAACCUUGAAAGAUCCAGAACUUCGCAAAAUGUAUCUGGACUUCAUGAAUGAAUAUAUAGAAUUGGGUCAUAUGAGCCCAACAAAUAAUAAGAUCCCGAGUGAGCCACACUACUUCAUUCCGCAUCAAUGCGUCCUUCGGCCUGAAAGUACGACAACCAAAUUACGAGUUGUGUUCGACGCGUCAAGUCGUACUUCGUCUCAAAUUGCGUUGAAUGAAAU
Rhagoletis pomonella (apple maggot) is the source of this 1044-nucleotide messenger RNA. RefSeq lists its product as uncharacterized. The record is from RefSeq and is a predicted model, not a curated record. NCBI's taxonomy places the organism in Eukaryota, Metazoa, Arthropoda, Insecta, Diptera, Tephritidae.